Molecule: messenger RNA, 4379 nt
Organism: Pocillopora damicornis (cauliflower coral)
Lineage: Eukaryota; Metazoa; Cnidaria; Anthozoa; Scleractinia; Pocilloporidae
Source: RefSeq, a predicted model, not a curated record
GUUAAGUUGGCAUUGGAAUUGAAAGUAUGAAAAAGAAACUACAAUAGCUGUAUGAGGUAAUUUGAGUUAUUUUUAGAAUAAAGGAAAAUCUUAAUGUUUACAACAAAACUUCACUGUAAUUACGGGCACAAAUAUAUAUAUAUAUAUGUUAAAAUAACUUCUAAAGACGUAAAAAACGAAAAAAAAAAGGAAGCAAAGGACUUUAUUUCAAGUGUUGAAAGCCAAAAAAAAGGGGCAUCCUUGCCUCAGACUUUUUCUAAGGGCUCGACAGUUAUUUGCACGUGUGCUCCACUAUGUUAGUUUGCCAUGAUGGAUAUUGUUUGAUCGUCUAAUUUUGCGCGCGCUCGUUCGGGGCGCGUGCAGCAAAUUUCAACGUAAUAAAAGAGUGUGAACCACAAAUCGCGUUAUAGGAUGUAGCCGUUUCAGCCGCGUUUGGGUAAAUCGCUCAAGAAAUUUAGCCAUGAUAACGUCAUUACCGCGCCUCAGAGAUCAUAAGGCAAACGUUGGAGAAAUCGUGCCUCGUCUCGCAGCAGACAGGAGAAAGAAGAUCUCACAGGUUGGAAAAGUAUUCCCAAAAACUUUGGUUCAAGAGCAAAUCGAUGAAAAACUUGAUUUUCACUGCGUUAGUCUGGAGAAAGACAAAAAUAUUUUAUUUCCCACCGUGGGGGUGGAGAGCGGUUCGAAGAGUCCUGGGAUAGCGGGCAAAGUACCUACACCAUCUGUGGAGACUGGGGACGGCCCAGAGGUCACUCUUCCGGAGUUACCCAGUGUGCUUGGCGGGCGUCGCGUCUCCCCCUCGCCUGGUCCAGAUAACACUGAACCGCUGGAUCUGCUGAUCAAGGGUGAGGCUCACAAAAAAUCUCAGACUGAAAUUACCGUAGACACGGUUGAACCUGUCUCUGAUAUGGCGGUAGAAGAGGUCAUUAUUUCCAAACUCGAACCAAUCAUUGACUCUCUGUUUGAAGACGAUGAGCUUUUUGCACAGGAGUUUGAAGAAGAUGGUCUAAACCGUGUCCUGUUCAUAAAAAAGAUAGGAAUUUAUGUUGAGAUAAAAACCAAAGACUACAUACCGGGAGUGUUUUGUACGCCAUUGUUCCACUGUCCAAGAUGUAAAGAGCAUUGGGCAGAAUUUGGAUCUGUGCCAGCAAACUGUCAGUUACCACAGCAACCAACUCGUGGGCCUGCAAUACACCUGGCCAGUAAUAUAAAGCGGAGGUUCAAUGACUGGAGGAGGAAGACCAAGAGAAGACUUGGAGACAUAAAGGAAGGAUACAUUGUAUCAGGAAGUGGGACAGUACUAAACCAAAUUAACGGACAAGACACCAAUACUACCCUUGGUAACGACAGAAAAUCACUUGACUAUUUGUUGUCUAGUGAGGAAGCGCUUGAAGAGUUGAGUCUUGGUGUUAUUGAUUCUGGGACAAAGAUAGAAGCGUUUAGAGUCCUUAGAGUGGAUGAACAGACAUUAGACGAGGAUUAUGUGAAAAAAGUCGCAGAUGCACUUGGUUUUAGUCAAGAGCAAUAUGACGAUUUUGCGCGAGUCAACUUGAACAAAGUGAGAAUGGACUAUGAUGUUGAAUCGGACGGAAAAACAUCGUUUAAGUCGCGGCUAGAUUUAUCAAUGUUGGAUAAUAUAUUAAUAAAGGAUUUGCCUGAGAUCAUCAAAGAAAAGUUGUUGUCGAUACUGCGAUUACAAAAACAAAGAAUGAGAAGGAAAAAGAAGAAACAGAUAGCGACGUCUAUGAAUGGUCCUGAUUCUGUUGAAGGGAACUACGCCCAAAGUGAAAAUACGUCUGAAAACUUUUAUAUCCAAGGAUUUGAUGACGAGGAUACAGAACAUGAUUCUAACUUAAUUGAAAAUGGAAUAAGGGCUUCAGUGAAAAUGAACAGAAUAAGAAGAGAAAAUAGUGGAAAGCAGGGAAGAGGGCAGAGAACUGGAGAGGGCCUGGGGAAUAUGAGUGAACAAGAAACUCCUGGUAGAAAAUUAUCAUUGGCUGGGGGAAGUCAUAGGGAUACAUCAGCCCGCGAAGGAAGAUCAUCUCGAGUGUCCACUGCUUUAUCUUCACGUUCAGAUGGGAAAGAAUUUUCAGCACCAAGAUCACCAAGUAAUGUCCUGGUCUACAAAGAGUUACAGAAUCAGCGACGCGCUCGUAAAAAGAAUACUAGCGUAAAUAACAGAUCAGGUCAACCAGAUACGCCUUUUCAGAGACUUGGGAAACAUUCCAUGACUGUGCCCGCAAACAGCCCUUCAUUUUUUGCUUACGAUAAUGUUGAUUCUGAUGAGGAGACCUGGGAACAAGGGAAGGCUUUUAGAAUGGGUUCCAGUCGUGAUGGUAGAAGAGAUUUACUUACAUCGCACAUGUCCGAAAUGUCGCGUGGAGCUCACGAGACCGAUUCAAAUGCAUACUUCAUGUCUGACCCGCCACGUAGUGUUAAAGGGACUGAGUCACACUCCUCUAUGUUGCAAAAGUACAGCAGGGCAGUUGGAAGUGCGCAUGCUCGAAAGGAUGCAUCUUUCUCUAAUUUAGAUGAUCAGGCCUCUUGGGGCACUAACGAUGGAAGUAUUUACAACAUCGGAGACGACCCAUCAGGCUCCAGAUCAGACAGACCGCGCCGUUUUAUAAGAAAAAAGGAAAAGGGAGAUGCUGUCAAGAGGCCUGGAAACCACUACCAUAGCAGAGUCAUAGACGAUAUGCCCGUAGGCCAAGGAAGUCCGUCCAUGAGUCACGUGACACCGUCAUUUGUUGAAGCUAAUGUGACGUAUGGAUCAAAAGCGAGGUUAAGCCAGGCCCAUAUUUCACUGAUUGAUGUUAAUAGUCCUUCACUGUGUAGCACGAUUACGGGAACCCAGGAACAUAGGGUCUCGUCAGCGCUCAUAAAGCGAUCCUUACGUUCUGCUUCAGAAAAAGAGCCGUCCCAGAGAAAGCAAGAAACAAUCGAAUUAGAAUGCAUGUCGCGGAAACAAGAUAAUUACGCUCCUCAAGACAACCAGGAAACUGUCAUCCGCAUAGAGAGUGAUUCAACACAUUUUGUGCAAGCUCAAGAAAACCAGACCAGUCCAAAUGAGGAGCCCGCUAAAAAGCCCGGUGCAAAGGUCUUCAGACGGACAUUUGAAGAAGAGUACAAACCACUCGUUUCAUUGGAGGAUUUAAACUUUAUUCAUAGACUUCCGGUAUCAAGUGCGUUUACGUAUUCGUUUUAUGAGCUGCCCAGUCAGCAUCGAGUUCACAAUAAUUCAAUCAAGCAGGCCGUUGGCCGAAUCGGUCGACGCAAAAAGAAGGGAACUGCCCAAUUUCGGAGUAAAAGUGCUCCUUGAGAUAAUGUAAUGCUUCAAUAACAUCGAAAUAUUUUGUUCAGUUUAGUCGAGGAUAUCGUGUCUGAUGUUAAGUUCCACUGAAUUUCGUCCACACACACUCCCUACAUAGACCACGUUGUUUAUUCUGGUAACCACCUGCUUCAGUGCGGUUUGAACUUGUUGAAGAAUCAACACAACGAACCUGAAAGGCCAGGUAAAAAAACCAUCAAGUAACUUAAAUUCAAUUGAUCUCUGAGAAUUUACUUUCUCUUUAAUGAUAGGUUGAAUAGUAGUAAAUGAGUUAGCUUUUAUUAAUAAACUAUAUUGAUUACCAAUCUCACCUAUAUGCAAGUUUCUACCGUUUUUCGAAUCCAAUAUCCGGGGUGAAACGUUGGCGAACAACGACUGGUAAUUGAGCUUGUAUUUUGGCUUACGCAAAGAAUUCAAGAGUACCCCAAUUCAUCAUAUAACUGUCCCUUUUAAAACCAAAAAUUCAACUCAAUCAAAGAUCAUCUUAAAAAAAAAAAAAUUCAGAAAAAUACGCUGAAAAUCCUCGCACAUGGGUUUGUGAUUCACCUCUUGCGACAGCUUGCAUCUGGCUACAAACACUUUACUACCUUAAAUCCGUGAAAUAUCUUGGAAGGAAUGUUAUGGUAUUGUUAGAUUUUCAUCCGGCGAGGAAAAGAACUAGGUCAAUCAUUGGUAAGCCUUUUUGCAAUUUUAAUGCAUUGUAGAACAUAUGCAGUUUUUCAUUUACCUUAAACGCAACAAAAUUAUUUUUCAGGUUUUGUCACGCUUUGCAGUUGAAUUCGGCCUUCUAAAUCGGCUGACCACAGCGCUCUUUGUAAAAGAGAGAUCCAUUAGUUCGGAGAGCAGGGGCACUUAAGUUUAAAAGAUUGUUAUGCGAUAAAAUGAAAAUACGCAGACAAUGAGCUUCUGUCUAAAUUUGUGUAAACGAUUUGUAUUUAAUUUAUUUACACUAAAAAUGAUACCGGACAAUUCUUUCACAAUUUCACGAAUAUCACUCAGUGCAAAGGAUUAAUUACGUGAGCCUUCAUACUACCACUGAAGUAUCACGUUUUUU